UCGCCGGCAACGCAAGGCACCGCGCGGCUUUUAAGAAGAGGGAGAGCCAGAGAGCCAGUCAGUGUGUCACAGACUAUCAGUGGAGGAACACGUCACUCUCUACACCUAACCAUGGUCGGCUGGGGAUACGCAAAGGCAAAUGGGCCAAGCACGUGGCCAGCUAUGUACCCUGUGGCGGGCGGCAGCAAGCAGUCCCCCAUUGACAUCAAGAGGACAGGCUGCCCUUUGGAUCCCAGGCUGAGCAAGAUGCAGGCUGCCUAUGCCGACAUCAAGAUCUCUGAGCUCUCCAACAACGGACACUCAUGGAAGGCGCAAGUUGGCAGCGGCAGGUCGAGCCUGCGCGGGGGACCUCUGGGUGAUGACGAGUACGUGCUUGAGCAGUUUCACCCUCACUGGGGCAAGACCAACGAGAGGGGAUCCGAGCACACAAUAGAUGGCGCCUGCUACCCGGCUGAGCUUCACCUGGUACAUUGGAACAAGAGCAAGUUUUCAAGCUUUGCCGAGGCCGCCGCAACUGAGGGUGGCCUGGCCGUGCUGGGAAUGUUCCUGGCGGUUGGACAGGAGCACCCAGAGAUGUCGAAGAUCGUUAGCCUGCUUCCCUUCAUCAGCCACAAGGGCCAGGCCAUCACCGUGACCGACACUGUGCACCCUGAGACCUUCCUACCCAAAAACGGGUCAUACUACACUUACAGCGGCUCUCUCACCACGCCUCCUUGCUACGAGUCUGUAACGUGGAUUGUAUUUGAGCAGCCCAUCCAGGUGUCUGAGGCCCAGCUGGACGCCUUCAGGAGACUCAAGUCGUACCACCCCUGUGAGGACUGCCCCCAGGACGAGCUGCAGGGCGCCCUCGUGGAGAACUACCGCCCGCCAUGCCCCCUGUGUGAUCGGGUUGUCAGGAAGUUUAGCGACAAGCUGGAGGAAGAGUAAAAGAGGAGGAAGAGGAGGAGGAAGAGACACCAGGCAGGGAUAGGAGGAGGAGGAGGAGGAGGAGGAGGAGGAGGAGGAGGACGGUUUGUUAUCUUAUGGUUAUGUAACAGAAAUAUAUAGGAAAUAAUGAAAGAAGAAAGGAAGAAUGAGAAAUAGAAAAUAGUGAAAGAGGAAAGGAAGAAUGAAGCAAAACUAUAAAAAGAAGAAAGAAGAGAAAAGAAAAAAAAAAAGAAUAUAGAAACAAAGAGAACACAGAAUAAAAAAAAACAAGUGAAAAAGGAGGAAAAAAUAGAGGGAAGAGAAAAAAGAAAACGACUAAACGAAUGAAGGAGAGAAGGAGAGAAGGAGAGGAGAGAAAAAAAAAAUCUAUAUUCAUCAGGCAGAAGGAGAGAAAUGUUGUUUGUGUAUAUGCCCGGAGAGAAGGAUGGAGGGAUGGAGGAAAGAUACCUUGUCAUUCCCUCCAUGCCCCCCUCCCUCCCUCCUCCUUCCUCCCUCCCUCCCUCCUGCCUACGUCAAACUCUCUCCCUGUUUGCGUUGUUGUUGUUGUUGUUUGGCGAUGUUUGUUACCGUUGUGUGUGUGUGUGUGUGUGUGUGUGUGUGUGUGUGUGUGUGUGUGUGUGUGUGUGUGUGUGUGUUAGCAAGAGUAAUAAUCAAAAUAUUAAAUAAUGCUAAUAAUGUUAUUUUCGGAAAAGAAAGUGAUGAAGAAGGAAGUUAGAGAGAAAAGACGAAAGAGGAAGAAAAGAAAAA
Messenger RNA from Scylla paramamosain (green mud crab), 1674 nucleotides. Its product is annotated as carbonic anhydrase 2-like. Lineage: Eukaryota; Metazoa; Arthropoda; Malacostraca; Decapoda; Portunidae. The record is from RefSeq and is a predicted model, not a curated record. Gene Ontology annotation, molecular function: carbonate dehydratase activity; zinc ion binding.